This is a messenger RNA of Tripterygium wilfordii, 1267 nucleotides long. Its product is annotated as probable carboxylesterase 120. Lineage: Eukaryota; Viridiplantae; Streptophyta; Magnoliopsida; Celastrales; Celastraceae. The transcript has a single exon. Gene Ontology annotation, molecular function: hydrolase activity. Bases 96 to 1097 code for a protein of 333 amino acids. The record is from RefSeq and is a predicted model, not a curated record.
AAAAGAAAACGUCAUCGAAGCUCAACAACUUCACAGAGGAAGUAUUUUGGUCGAACCGUGGCAGCAAGUAAGGUCCCGCCAUCCCAAAAUCUACAAUGUCAGAUCUAGCACCACCCCUAUCCAAUCCCGCCGCUGAUCCCUACGGCUAUCUUGAUCUGACACACCAUCCCGACGGCACAAUCACGCGGAAGGCCAGCAGCAUCCCGACCAUCUCAUUCGCACCUGAUCUCAGCCAUUCCUCUCCGGUUCUCUUCAAAGACAUCCCAAUCAACCAAUCAAAAAACAAUUUGGCUCGCGUAUUCGUGCCUCGAGAAACACUCGAUUCUACUUCCACAAACGCACCACUCCCUCUAAUCUUGUACUAUCAUGGCGGCGGGUUUGUUAUCACAACUGCAGCUACAUGCUUGUCUCAUGAUUUUUGUUUUAACAUUGCCUUACAACUCUCUGCCGUGGUUAUCUCCGUCGAUUACCGCCUAGCCCCUGAGCACCGCCUGCCUGCAGCCUAUGAUGACGCCAUGGAAGCGUUGCACUGGAUUAAAACCGCCGACGACGAUUGGCUGAGAAAACAUGCUGAUCUUAACAACUGUUUCGUCAUGGGCACCAGUGCAGGUGCUAACAUUGCCUACCAUGCCUGUUUAGGUGCAGUUACACAAGUCAACGAUCUUUUGCCUUUGAAGAUCAAGGGGUUGGUAUUGCAUCACCCAUUUUUUGGUGGGGUUAAGAGGACUGAAUCGGAGUUGAGAUCGGUCAACGAUGCAGUUUUGCCUCCUGCUGUUAGUGAUUUGAUGUGGGAACUUUCAUUGCCAAUAGGAGUUGACCGCGAUCACGAGUAUUGCAAUCCAACCGCGGGAGGAGGGUCAAAGAUGUUGGAUAAGAUGGGAUUGCUGGGUUGGAAAGUAUUGGUGACGGGGUGUGAUGGGGACCCGCUGAUUGAUCGUCAAAUUGCGGUGGCGAAGAUGAUGGAGGAGAAGGGUGUACAAGUGAAGAGUCAUUUCAGUGUCGGAGAUUACCAUGGUGCGGAUCUAGUGGAUCCGUCCAAGUCCACGGCGCUGUUCAUCGCAUUAAAAAGCUUUUUAAUGUCUCCAAUGGCAGAUUAAGAUAUCUAUUUUGCUUCGCAUUGGUUAUUUGCGAUGUUUCAAAUUUCAGUGGGUUUGAUUUGUAAGUUCUUUCGGUUUACAUGUCGUCGUGAUGUUUCAUGUUUCAUUUGGACUUGAAUGAAUAAAUUGGAAAUUAGUUACGGCAUUUAUCAAUAAUCGCUUUUCAAUAA